AAUUAUGUGCCGGACCUUUGGGCGCUUAUUUGACUGUUUCGCUCGAACCACCGCCAAGUCGACGCGCCACAGUCCCGCAAGGUAAGUCUCUCAUAUCUCAGUCAUUUCUUUGCCUGAUAAUUAAACUUGAAGGACAAUUUGAACUUAAGGUUUCGUAGGAACUUCGCCACCAGUAAUAUGCCUAAGAUGUAAGCAAUAUAAUAUGUAAGUUUCAUUCCUCAGCAGCUUAUUUCCAUCUAGCUUUUGCGCUAGACCGGGCUGCCGUUAUCCCUUUGUUGGAUCCAAUGCAGAGAGCCAUCGGAAGGAAUACCACUCAACGGCGCAUAACUUUCGGUAUAACGGUGCGUUAUAGUGGCUGGUAUUUUACCUUCAGCUGUCUAAUAUUGAAUCUGCCAGGUAUCAAAGUCAAGGUACUUCGUCGACUAGAUGGCAAACUGCCGUGUCCAUGUAGCUCGGAGCUACAUGCUCGCUACAGCUUCAAGAAGCUGACGGCCCUUACUCGGCUCCCUCAACAUCCACCGCCUGAAGAAUCGCCCCACGCGGACCACGACAUUGCGGGGAGGGAUCCUUUAGCAGACUCAUCCCUCUCCAAUUCGCCACUCUCAGUCGAUGGACCCCCUGCGUCUAGGUCUACCUUGGACCCCUCAACACUCAGUAACACUCCAACCUCGCCGCCCUUCACUGCAGACAAAAUCGCGAUGGAAGAGUUCAACGCGCCUGAAGUAACGAUGGAAGAGGUUGUCGAAAAAGGGGCAGAUGGUGAAUAUGAGGUGGGAUCCGAAGGGAUUAGCGACGGAUUCACCUGCCCAAGUGGCACUUAUGAGGGUACGUCCUGUAUGAUAUUCAGCCCCGGAAGGUUUUGUUCAACCAAAAACUCCGUAGAUGAUCAGCGCAGUAACGACGCCUCCGAAUCUGAAGAUGACCCUCCGGAAAUAGUGGAUGAAGAGGACGAGACAGAGGCCAUGGACGUCGACCUCCCCUUGACCGUUGUCACACCCCCGCAAGCCCACUCUCUCCUUGCGAAAUUCAACAUCGCCGUCGAGCCCGUAUACCAUCUCUCGAUCUGUACUGAGUGUAACAAACCAGUACCAUUCGACCACAUACGCCAACACCAAUGGAUGCGCCAUUACAAAGGACUCAACUUGCCCUUUGAACUUCGACUUCCAAAGAAAAUCGACAUCCUCUCAAUGCUAGUGCUCCUCGGAGCUGAUCGUCCUGAGGCCGUCCCACACGAAGCAGUACCUCGCAUCCAAGGCAUCGAAACCAUCCAGGGGUAUAGGUGUUUGAACGAGGGAUGUAGUGGAGCCGUUUUCGGGAAGAGCAGGUCACUGCGGAGACACCAUACAGACGUACACCCAGACGUAGAAGUGGGUAACCGUCAGUCAAUCCGAGUCUGUUGUCAACCCCUCUCCGUAUUUAGAAAGAACCUGCGUUACGUCGAGAUUAUUCCAGACCCCGAAAUCAAAUCUUUAGCACUCCUCGCGAUUGAGCACUCUGCCUCCACCUGCAACCUACUCGAAACCUCCCAAGUCUUCAACGUAACUUCCAAUGAACGCGAAAAAAACGCCGUGUUCGCACAAUCCCGCUGGGAUGAACUUCUCGAAGGUGUUAACAUAACAGACCUUAGGAAAACUAUCUCUACCCCUGCUUCACAUGCACUCACAACCUUCGAACGUCUCCGUUCAGUGGCUAGAGAAUAUUAUGAGGAGGUUAGUAAAAGUAUCAGUCAGAUCCCAGUACUCGUUCGCAGGUACAUCGCGUCGAGUAACCCAAAUGACCUCAAACACAAACCUUUCCGACGCCCUCAGGAGGUCAAAACUGUGAUUGAAGAUGCAUAUCGCACAGCACAAUUCGUCGCGUUCCUCAUUACGACGAAUCAAUUCCCCGUCGACUCCUUUCCCGUUCCACUUCACCCUUCUUUGGAAGCCCAACUCAAAACUCUCGCAACGGAACUAGCUGACGAAACUUGCUCAAUCUCACACCUCAAGAACACCUUCCAUGAAACCGUUUGGUACAUCCUGUCACGCCCAAGUGAUGAAUACAUCCGACACGAGCUUAUGUGCCCAUUCACGCGUUUCCUUAUUGCUGUUAACCUCAAGCAGUCUGGGAGCUUUGUCCGGGCCUCGGUCAUCCCGCCCAUCAUAGCUCAGCCUCAGUGGUGCUUCAGAGCUACCGCGUUAAAAGAGAUCUUGAAUCGUUUAUCGGAUUUUAAUGGCGAUCCGUUAUUGACCUACCAGGCCGUCGUUCAAAGAUUUAUCACAGAUGGCCACUCCGUUCUCUUCACCACUCUUCGACAGAAUAUGAAUCUGUUUCGAGCACUGGCCACUCGUCAACAAGGAUUAGCAAGAUUCAAUUGGAACCUAGGGCGAACUGUCAUUUCCAUCGACGGUUUUCCUAUCUCCGUCUCUUCCUUUGUUGAGGGCGUACAACGUACGCUUGUAGAAGUUGAGGCAAAUAUACAAGUUCUCUUUUGUGGCUGCAAAUUCGACGACAUACUGCAACACAUCGACGAAGCUUCAGUACCUCAUAAGACAGGACAGCCCCGGUGGUUCAGAGACCGUCCGACCAAGAAUGACUUUCGCUACUCAUUCUUCGAGGAAGCAGAGAAUGGGUUUGAGAUUUUCCGUCCACGCCUACUCACCCACAUAUCCAAAGACCCCAGGUUUUUUACCACAAUAGACAAUCAAACCGUGCCCAAGAAUGGUUCAAUCCUUAAGUGGUUCUCUCAGUUGGACGAAAUUGUUCGCCAACUCUACUACCUUAUAUCUACGACCUGGGGUGGGGGUUCCCGUGGUACCGAAAUCGAGAGACUAUUAUAUGCCAACAACGCCCGCAACACUCGAAACGUAUUCGUCAUAAAUGGGCUCCUCACAAUUGUCACCGAAUAUCAGAAAACGCAAUCCCUUACUGGGGCCGGGAAACUCAUUGCUCGAACCCCUGCCUUUCAAGUGAACCGACUUCUCAUUCUUGUUCUCGGAGUUGCCUUUUGGGCUGCUGGCUUUAUUGGCUGCUACAUUGGGAUGGAGAAGUCUCAAUGCCAACGAUACUUCUACGAAGUUUUCGUUGUUACAGGAAAGCCUAUGGAUAGCAAGGACUUCUCGAAGGUUCUUGGUUCUUUAAACGGCAUCCACCUCGGUAUAGAUCUCAAACUCCAAGACUUUCGGCAGCUUAUGUCUUGUUUACUUAUAUCCUCCACCUCGACAAGCUUCUUUGACCCGAGCGAUGAAGAUCCGAACGUUGUAGCUGCCCAUGAGUCCUUCGGACAUUCGCUGGACAUGGGUCGAUCUGGCUACGGAUUAGAUACAACUAGUGCUACUGGACUUGCCGCCGACGCGGUUGCGCACAUGCAGCAGGUUUGCUUGAAGUGGCAGGCGUUCAUCGGUAUGCUACAUCCUUUGCUAGACCACAAGACAGAUCGGGAACUUUACAAGGGCGUUAUGACCAACUCCUACUCCACCAACACCCUCAUAACCUCCCAAUUCCAAGAUCUCCUUACCUCUAUCUCAGAACGCUUUGACGGCUUUGAAAAUAGGACACGGCAUCUCAUCCGCAGCGAGAUUGAGUAUCUGGGUACGCAUAUCCUUGAACAAAUUCGAACAACUCGCGUUACCCCUUCCUACCGAAAUCCUCGUCGAGCCGCUGUUCAUCCAUCAGCUAGGGAAGCUCUCAAAGCUGUUCUUCGACGCAGGUACAACCCUUCCAAGGGAUUUACCAGCGCCGAGCAAGCCGAGCUUGUCAAUAGCGUUGGGAGUUCAUUACAUGUAUUUGGAAUUAUUGAGACUGGCGGAGGGAAGAGUCUCGCGUUCCUCGGCGCUCCAUUCUUAUUUCCUCACCACCUAUUCGUUGUUGUCAGCCCUCUUAUCGCUCUGACUCAAGAUUUGAGACGCAGACUCCUCGAAACAGGUAUUAACGGGGGAGUUUGGCAGGAAGAUUCUUACGAUGAGCACACAGCUCAGCUUGUCCUGGUUUCUGCUCACAAGGCAGGAACCGAUGAAUUCCAUCACUGGCUUACUUGUGAUGCAACUCGUGAGCGGCUCAAACGUAUUUUCAUCGAUGAAGCUCACAAGAUUGUGACUGAUUCUGACUUCCGGGCCUGUUUCAAACGUUUUCCCAAUCUCGUUCGUGCCUCUAUCCCCAUAACUUUCCUAUCCGGGUCUUUAAUGCCUCGAUCUAUGCCUGCUAUUCUUGAAGCAAUGGAGAUCUCCGACGUCGCGCUUGUGGACGAAAUUCGCCGUUACAGUGGACGGCCGAAUCUCAAAUACUCCGUGGAGAAGAUUGAACAGGAGGGGUACCUGGAGAAGAUUAGGGAGCUCCUGAGCAAUGAAACGAGAAAGAUGACGGAAGGCGACAGGGGUAUUCUCUUUCUUUCUACUUUGAAGGAGGCGAGGGAUGUCCGAGAUUCUUAGGGGUUAUUAGAGACUUCUAGGGGACAGACUAGGGGGCAAAUUAUAGGGGACAGCUAGGGGACAGCUAGGGUACAGCUAGGGUACAGCUGGGGGACAGCUAGGGUACAGCUGGGGGACAGCUAGGGUACAGCUAGGGAGAACUGGGGUAUAGCUAGAGAGAACUGGAGGGCAGCUGUGGACUACUAUAUACACUAAUUCCGGUGGAUACUUGGUCCGUGAAUUGAGCGCCUAUUUACUUCUUUUGGAAAUUAGGCGCCCAUUGCAACUCAGAUAAAGUAAUUCCCAUC
Lentinula edodes (shiitake mushroom) is the source of this 4693-nucleotide messenger RNA. RefSeq lists its product as uncharacterized. The transcript is spliced from 5 exons. Gene Ontology annotation, cellular component: cytoplasm; chromosome. Bases 285 to 4406 code for a protein of 1373 amino acids. The record is from RefSeq and is a predicted model, not a curated record. Gene Ontology annotation, biological process: double-strand break repair via homologous recombination. Gene Ontology annotation, molecular function: ATP binding; nucleic acid binding; 3'-5' DNA helicase activity. Lineage: Eukaryota; Fungi; Basidiomycota; Agaricomycetes; Agaricales; Omphalotaceae.